Salmo salar (Atlantic salmon) is the source of this 2054-nucleotide messenger RNA. RefSeq names its product cyclin-G2. Lineage: Eukaryota; Metazoa; Chordata; Actinopteri; Salmoniformes; Salmonidae. The record is from RefSeq and is a predicted model, not a curated record.
GGGUGCGGAAACUCUCAACAACAAAAAGCGACAGUAAAAACAGGAACAACACAAGAGACUGGCACCGUAGAAAAUGUCGAUAUAAUUAACAUUACAGUGAAAUACAUUCAGAUUGCUGUAACCCGAGUCCAGACAUGGAAACGGUGAAACUUAUGAGGGAGCUGAUAACCAAUUUUGAACAGGAGAGGAAUUAUCUUCCGAAGGAAACAGGACUCCGCAUAAUCGAAUCGACUGGAGAGAAUGACAGCAGGGGUAUAUCAGCUAAAUGUAGGGACACCAAAGUGGAGGACCUCUGGAGCCUGACUAGUUUCUUUGGGUACAGUACACAGACUUUCGUUCUGGCUGUCAACCUGUUGGAUCGAUUCCUGGCCAUGAUGAAGGUCCAACCCAAACAUCUAGCCUGCAUCGGCGUCAGCUGCCUCCACAUCGCAGCCAAAGCAGUCGAAGAGGAGUGUAACGUGUCUUCCACCAAUGAGCUUAUUCGUAUCGGCCAGUGCAAGUUUACGGUCUCGGACCUCACUCGCAUGGAGAAGAUCAUUUCAGAGAAACUCAACUUCCAACUCAAAGCCAUCACAGCCUUAACGUUUUUGCGCCUAUACCACGGAAUCACAAGAGCCCAUACCUCAGACCUGAAGGAGACCCUGAACCUCGACACACUAGAGGUCCAGCUCAAAGCCUGUCUCUGCCGGAUCGCGUUCUCCAAAGCUAAACCGUCAGUCUUGGCCCUGUCACUACUCACUCAGGAGAUUGAAGCCAUGCAAUCUGUUGAUAUGUUAGAAAUAGCACAUCAUGUUCAGAGACAUCUCAAGAUCACUGACUUUGAGCUGCUACACUGGAAGGGACUAGUGGCCAAGUGUAUGUCCGACUACUCUUCUCCUGAAUGUAGCAAACCCAACAAUAAGAAGCUUGUCUGGAUCGUGUCGAGAAGGACAGCGCAGAACCUUCACACCAGCUACUACAGCAUCCCUGAACUGCCAACCAUUCCUGAGGACUGCUGGGAUCAGAGUGAAAGUGAAGACUCAUGUGAAGACAUGAGUUCAGGGGAGGAGAGUCUGAGCAGUUCCCUGGGCUCUGACGCGGAGGGACCUUACUUCCCUCUAAACUUCCUCUGCCAAAAACCCCACAACAAAUACCACCAUACCUCCUAGACCAAAGCCCUAUGAGGGAGCCACAGUGCCUGGGUUAAAAACACCUUUUCUAAUGUAGGGUCAUGUUCAUUUAAUUCAAAACGUAGCUAAAAGUUUUGCAACAGUUAACAAGCGGUCAUUGGGCACGUUCAGGUUUGUCCCUCCCUGUGACGGUCUAUUUUGUUCGUAGUGAAUACGAACCAGAAAAUAGCUUCUCUAUAUACCGUAGUAAAUGUUUUUGUUAGCCUUCUAUAGGGCUACCACAGUGUGGCUCAUUACAGAAAACAAAAUCAAUAUACAGCAUUUUUUAAAGCUAAAAACAAACAUACAGAAAUGUGAGAAAGUUUGCACAAUCCUGAAGACAGGCAGCUAAAUCAAAUUUUUGUAGUGUGGUGCAUGUUUGGAUUUGUCUCACAUUCCAGCCACUUUGUAUAUCUGUCCCAAAUGGCACCCUCCCAUAGUGCACUACUUUUGACCAGAGCCUUGUGUGUCCUGGUCAGAAGUAGUGCACUAGAUAGGGAAUAGGGUGCCAUUUGGGAAACAAUUCUCUGAAGCGGCUGGAUUUGUCUCGCAUUAACCUGGUAAAUGUACUUUUCCCAGUUUCUGUAUAACGAGUGUUAUUGUUGAGUCAUGUUGACUGGUGGCAAGGCUGGUUAGUUACUGUAAACGCCAAAGUCUGAUUAGUCAUUAAGAGUGAGUGUGACUAUGAUCUUGUUAAACUUUUAUGGUGCCAAUUUGUUAGCUGUAGGCUCUUUAAAUUAUUUGGAUUGUAUGUAUGUGAGGAAGAACAUAAUGUAUGAUAAGUGUCAUAAAAGAACUUGUAAAGAAAUGUUAAAAAAAAUGUAAAUUUGUAAAAUGUACAAAAAAAAUUGUGAAUAGUAACUUAUUUUUUGCCUGUGAGAAAACAUUAAAACUAUUUUGAAGUCA